UAAAACACUCCUCCUUACUGCUCUCUCUACAUGCCAUGGUGAAGCCCUCCGAUACUGUUAUUGUCCUGGGUGACUUCAAUCUUGCGGGUGUUUCUUGGGAUCUAAUAGAUGGUAUUCUAGUACCAAAUUCCUCUCGUGAUCUCUUCAAUCAAUUUUUGAACGAUCUGUCAGAUCUUAGUCUUUACCAGAUCAACUCUGUUAGUAAUAACUUAGGUAAAUGUCUGGAUUUAGUUUUUGUGGACGAUGUUUCCAACGUCACAAUAGCCCCUAGCUAUGCUUUGAUUACCCCUGUUGAUUCUCACCACCCACCACUAGAAUUGUCCUUGAUAAAUUCACGCAACUCAUGUUGCUUUAUCAGUAAAAAAUCAAGAGCGGAGCGUUACUCAUUUAAAACAGCAGAUUAUAAUAAACUUAGGUUAGAGAUAUCGAAGAUAACUUGGCCCCAGUAUGAUGGGAAUGCUGAAGAUAGUGCCUUACAUUUUAGCAAUUCCUUACGCCACAUUUUCAGUAAAAUCAUUCCUCUUGUUAAGGAAGCUAACGUAACGUCUAACGCUCAGUGGUUUACUGGCGAAUUGAAACGCUUAAAAAAUCAAAAAUCCAAAGCAUUUAAGCUUUUUAAAAAAUCUGGCUUGUCUUCUCACUACUCCGCGUACUCCAUUCUUAGGCAUAAAUACAAUGUAUUGAACAAAAAGUGUUACAAUAAUUAUAUUAACAGGGUUCGACUCAAUAUAGUUUCUAAUCCCAAAUCGUUUUACGCAUUUGUGAACACAAAGCGUAAGACUAACGGUUAUCCCUCAACAUUGAAGUUAAAUGACUUAGUUUCCAGUGACGAAAAUAUUAUUGCCGAUAUGUUUGCUGGUUUCUUCGAGUCAAACUACUCUGCCAGUUCUACAUCUUCCCAACUAAAUUCGAAUCUAUCUAGCUACCCAUUCUUUCUGCCAUCAUUUGAUUGCAUCCGAAUUCCAUCGAUAACUGCUGCGGAUGUCCUCAUUCAUUUGAAUUGUUUGAAAAUUUCAUAUAUAGCUGGCCCAGACGCUAUACCCACAAGAUAUGUUGAGGCAAAAAAGAAGGCGCAGUUGGAAAAUGAAGUGAUUAGUAAGAAGUAG
Rhagoletis zephyria (snowberry fruit fly) is the source of this 1106-nucleotide messenger RNA. RefSeq lists its product as uncharacterized. The record is from RefSeq and is a predicted model, not a curated record. Gene Ontology annotation, cellular component: extracellular matrix. Gene Ontology annotation, biological process: cell adhesion involved in heart morphogenesis; larval heart development. Lineage: Eukaryota; Metazoa; Arthropoda; Insecta; Diptera; Tephritidae.